Messenger RNA from Callorhinus ursinus (northern fur seal), 835 nucleotides. The record is from RefSeq and is a predicted model, not a curated record. NCBI's taxonomy places the organism in Eukaryota, Metazoa, Chordata, Mammalia, Carnivora, Otariidae.
UGCUAGUACGGUUUGCGGCUUAAGCACCGCCGCGGUCUGAGGAAUGUCAACUAUUCAACAUGGAGGCGGAGGUCGAUAAGCUGGAACUGAUGUUCCAGAAAGCUGACUCUGAUCUGGAUUACAUACAAUACAGGCUGGAAUAUGAAAUCAAGACUAAUCAUCCUGAUACAGCAGGCAAGAAAAAUCCAGUUACACUCUUAAAGGAAUUGUCAGCAAUAAAAUCUCGAUAUCAAACUUUGCAUGCACGCUUUAAACCAAUUGCUGCAGAGCAGAAAGAGACUAAGAACCGCAUUUGUGCUACUGUCAAUAAGACUAUGACCAUGAUACAAGAACUACAAAAGCAAACAGACCUGGAGCUGUCACCACCGAGUAAAGAAGAGAAAACUGCGGCAGAGCAAUUAAAAUCUUUCAUGUCAGACUUAUGAAGAAAUGGACUUGCAAAAGGGAAUUCUAAUGGAGAAGAGAUCUAUCUCAGAAAGAUUUAGGAUGAUGUCUUGUUAGCACUUAAUGACUAGAGGUGGGGGGAUGGAGAAGAAGAAGAUUUGGCUGGAGUGACUGGAUAAUGAUGCUUUUCACAAGAGAGGGGACUAUAAAAAGGGCAUAUAUUAUAGGAAUAAAGUUUAGCCAAGAGGAUGGAAUGGGAAUAGAUUUAAAAAUAUAUAUGCACACACACUUAGUCUUAUAAUUUUGAGCAAGGAAGUCACAUAACUCUAUUUUGCAUCUGUUUUUGUGUAAUUGGGAUAAUAUGGAUGUCCUGGCCUAUCAUGAAAGGAUAUAUGUACUAUCAGUCAGAUGUGAAUGAGCAUGUUUUGGAAAUUAAAGGAUAGAAAAAAUA